This is a messenger RNA of Asparagus officinalis (garden asparagus), 1422 nucleotides long. RefSeq lists its product as uncharacterized. NCBI's taxonomy places the organism in Eukaryota, Viridiplantae, Streptophyta, Magnoliopsida, Asparagales, Asparagaceae. The transcript has a single exon. The record is from RefSeq and is a predicted model, not a curated record. Bases 1 to 1422 code for a protein of 473 amino acids.
AUGGAGUAUCUAUCAAGGAGAUUAAAUCAGUUACAGAAUGAUAGAUUAUUCAGAUAUCAUCCAAAGUGCAAAAAUCUCAAAAUAACUCAUCUUAUUUUUGCGGAUGAUUUAUUACUUUUUGCCAAAGGUGACUUAUACUCAGUUCAGAGGCUUUAUCAGUGUUUCAAGGACUUCAGUGCCACCAUAGGAUUGGAAGCAAAUUUGAACAAAUGUUCUAUAUAUUUUGGUGGUGUGCAGGAUUCUGUUAAAUCAGAUAUAAACAAUUUCCUGGGGUUUAUUCAAGGUGCAAUCUCAUUCAGAUAUCUGGGAGUUCCCCUCAUUUGCAAAAGACUUUCAUAUGUUGAUUGCAGUCCUCUUAUUGAUUCUAUAUCAAACCAAUUUCAGAAAUGUUUAAAACAUAAGAACCUCUCUUAUGCAGGAAGAUUGCAGGUCAUUAAAAGUGUGAUUUUAGGGAUUCAAAAUUACUGGACUUCAAAUUUUAUUCUCCCCGUAAAAAUCACAAUGAAGAUGGAUGAGUUGUGUAGGAAGUUCUUAUGGGGUAAGACUGAAAAUUCUUUUAAAGUUCCGUUGGUCUCAUGGGACAAAGUCUGUUAUGAUAAAAAAUAUGGAGGAUUGGGGGUGUUUUCUGCCUCUAUAUGGAAUCUUGCUUCAGCUCUGAGAAGCCUUUGGUAUAUUCAUGUGAAUAAGGAGAUAUUAUGGAUAAAAUGGAUCCAUGGCAAUUAUCUAAAGCACUUGGAUAUUUGGCAGGUUAGUGUAAGAACUGGGGAUUCAUGGAUGUGGAAGCAGUUGAUUAGAGUCAGGGACAAAGCUGUAAGUGCUUGCGGUGGGGUUGAAAAUUUGAAGAAAAUUCUUAAUUCUUGUUAUAAGAAUUCAAAAAUCCAGAUAUCUGCUGUGUAUGCUGUUUUCUCUCCAACGUCUCAACGAGUGCCCUGGUUCAAUAUAGUAUGGGGGAAGUUGAACUACCCGAAACACUCUUUUGUGUUUUGGCUUGCUGUGCAGAACAGAUUACUCACACAGGACAGAUUAUUGAGGAGAGGAGUUAUUAAUGCAAAUAAUUGUUAUCUGUGUGCAGGUGCUGCUCUUGAGAGCCAUAAUCACUUAUUUUUUGAUUGUUCCUUCUCAAAGGAAGUGUGGUUAGCGAUCAUGGAUUGGCUCAAAUUUGAUUGGCAAGCUUGUGACUGUAAUUCUCUUAUGUGCUGGUAUAAUACAAGAUUGAGAGGUAAAGGUUUUAAACAGAAUAUGAAGAGAAUGGCUAUAUCGGCUACAAUUUACAAUGUUUGGAGAGAGAGGAAUACCAGGUUUUUUCAGCAGAAGUGUAGAUCAUCUAUGCAAUUGGUUAGGGAUAUCAAAAUUGAUAUCUUAACCAUUUGCCUGAAUAAUCCCGAGCUUGCUGAUAACAGUGAAUGGCUCUUAUCUUUGUAA